UAUUUUCGGCAUAUUGAUGCGUUUUAAUGAGGUACAUAACCGCAGUGAAAAGAAAAAAACAUGUAAACAAAAUGUACUCCUUGUAGUAUCGACUGAAUAACUGAGAGCAGAAUAUUCUAAAAGGAAAUAUUUUGGCGCGCACAGGUCUCCGCAAAGCGUUUUCGUUUCGCAUCACUUGUAGACUCGUCAUCGUGGUAGUACUUUCGCCACGGCCUAAAAUAACCACAGAACAACGACAGGCAAAGAAGUGUGUAUACUAAAGCUGAAAGGGGUUGUACAAACACUAGACAUCGUGAAGAUUGUUGGCCAUGAGCGAUGACAUUACACCCGGCAGUGUGUUCUGUACUGUGUUUGCCAAUUACAAAUUGUCGUUGCAUUAGUCAAAGUUGCGCUACAGCAGCUGCUGCAUACGCAUUAAUGUUUUGUCUUGCCAGCAACCAAGCGGACAUUCGCAAAAUUUCGUUACAAUAGAAUUUAAUUUAAUUGAAGUCAAGUGCCAUAAUUAAUGAGUUAUUUCAAAAUCAAAACAAAACGAAAACGUCGGCGUAGACAAUGGCAAAUGAGCCCAAAGCCCAACGGCAGACAUUCGCGGCGGAUAUAGCAAACCAAGCCACAUAAGUUUGCCACACGUUAACGCAUUUAGACGUUCUCAACCAUACGCAAAGUAUGUAGCAAAUUUCAAUUUAAGGAAAGCAAACAGAAAUAUUUAUUUGUGCAAGCAAAGUGCUUUUAAAAUAUACUCAAUCCGUUUGGAGUGAUUUUCUACGUGGAAUAAUUCAUACAAUCAUUGUAAAAAACUAUGUUAUUUACGCGCAUUAAUAUUAUAAAAAUUGCGAUUUAUGUGUAAACAAAUUUGUUAAUAUAUGGAACCUAGUUGUUAUAUAAUAUUUUCAUCCGCACUGGCUACAUUCCUGCUGCUAAAUUUAUAUAACGAAAUAUAGAUGAAACGUGAGUGCUAAUGGUAGAAUUUGAAAAAAUUUAGAAAAUUAAUACAGCAUACAUCGAAAUAAAGUGUUAUAUACUUGGAAUUAGCAAAUUAAAUAUAAGCGAUAAUUUUAAAUAACUGCCAUUUAAAACCAAACCACUGAUAAACACGUGAUAGGGAAAUUUGGCCAACCCAAAACAUAAUUGAACUAUUAACUAAUAUAAAAGUAAUCGUCAGACUUAAUGCCACGUGUAUUUUUUACUGUGAACCCAUGCAUGUUUAUUAUAAAACUAAUUAAUACAGCAAUAAGAACAACUGUUACAGGCCUACAUCGCCAAAUUUAAAUUUGAAUUAAAAAUAAAUUAUUUGAAACGUUUAACACUUCACCUUCAUGUACGACAGCCAAGGAAAAACCGAGGCGAACAAACAUAAGUGCGGGAAAAUGUGCGAAAAUUUUAAGGGCCAUAAUUAAAAAUGAAAAUUGUGAUACAAUCUCGUUGUUGCUGUUGCUAUUAGCCAUACGUUGAUGAGUUUGUCAACAACAAAGAGCGACGUUACACCACAAACGAGUGCAGCUGCCGGCAAAUAUUGCAUGUAAUGACGCUGUCUGUGAUGACGGCGCACAGAAUAUAUCAACAAAAAUUACAAAAAUAAAGUCGCAAUUUCGUAGCGAAACGCCAAUGACAACACAAAGCAUUCAGCAGUCAUUUGUAAUUUGUUGGUUAAAAAAAAAAAUAAAUAAAAAUUUUUGCCGCCUGGUUUACAUACACAAAUAGUAUUUAUGCAUAGACUUCUUUCAGCUAAAAUUGGUUACCGAGAGUAAAAUACAAUUUGUUGAUAGGUGAGUGACUGCAUCAUGCUAAUAGAUGAAUGAAAAUGAUCAUCAUCAACAACGCAACUGAAUAAUGUUUAAUUGCAUUUCAUUUCCUUAAAUAUAGUUAAAAAGUAAUUUUACAAAUUUCACAGUAAUAUAGCAUAAUUAGCGUGGCAAUGGCUGCAAACAAACGCACUGUUGGCAUAAUUGUUGCACUGGUCAUACUCGUGUGCGUAGUAGCUGGCGCCAAUUUGUAUUUUAUGUAUUAUCUAAACGUUGAUGAAGCUCCACAUGUAAGCAGCACGCGUGCAUUGGAGAAUAUGAUACGCCAGAAAAUUCGUGAACUUCAUCCUGUGUAUUUAAAUCGUAAUCCUCGACUGUUUAUGUACCGUAAUAAGUUGUUGAAAAACUAUAAACCUGCGCCGUAUGAAAAUGCAACCGUCCUCUGGGAUAUUGCCAACUGGUGGCCACAAGAAAAUGAAAUCUAUCCAAUUUACGACACCUCCAUGGCGCAACUUCUGCAAACAUUGCGCUUAGAACCGAUAACUAAAGUCACAAAUUUGGCAAAAGGUACACAACUAAAAUUGCUCGUUCGUUUGGCCAAUAAACAAAAAGUGAUCUUCAAACCGCAAUGGUAUGAGCGUGAUGCAGUAAUCGAAGGUGCCGUUUACGCAGGCAAAGAUCGUCACACUGCGGAAGUAUACGCAUUUUUUUUGGGUGCUGUACUCGACUUCAGGUGGACGCCUAUAGUGGUAGGACGUGUCGUCAACUUGAAGACAGAUAUUUAUGACAAAGGUGAUAGCGAGCUGAAGAAUUCCAUGACAAUCACAGAAACGGAAAAUGGUACCGAACAAUAUUGUCUCUUCGGCAAAUGUCAUUAUUGUAACGAAGAGGAGACUGUAUGUGGUGAUGAGCGGAAUAACAUAGAGGGUGUUCUCAUAUAUAUUGUGCCGGGCUCUUUGGCAAAACGCCGAUCACCUUGGCAACGUACAUACAAAGAGGAUAAACGUGCACCCUGGGAGGAUGAUAUGAACUAUUGCAAGCCACUUAAAGAUAAAAUGGAAACAAUGCGUUUAUUGGACCUCAUUGAUGCUGCAAUUUUUGAUUAUCUCAUACAAAAUGGUGAUCGACACCACUAUGAGACACGUGAAGAGCGCUUAGUGCUCAUAGACAACGGUAAAGCAUUUGGAAAUCCAAACAAGGAUCAUCUAGACAUAUUGGCGCCACUAUAUCAGUGUUGUCUCAUUCGAAAAACAACCUGGGACCGGCUACAGGUAUUUUCGGGUGGUGUUCUCACCGAGCUCAUUGAUCGUCUUUCCAAACACGACGCGCUUUUUCCCUUGAUAACAGAUAAGCAUAAAAGAGGCGUAGAACGUAGGCUACUGGUUGUCUAUGCAGUUGUCGAAUAUUGUAUGGACAGGGAAGGUGAUAAAAUGUUUAAGCAGUUAUAACCGUAUGCAGCUAAUUGCCAAUUUUAAAUAAGUUGUUUGUAUGUAAAUGUUUAUUCAAAACCCUAUAUUUUAUUACCUAGUAGUAUGUAGUUUAGUAAUGUACAUAUUUAAAUUUAAGUGGGUAUAAAAUUUCAGCAAAAGUAUUUUCACACUGCUCUCUUGGGUAAUUUUGUAAAAUAUAUAACAUAUACACAUACAUGUAAUUUACGUACAUAUGUAAGCUUGUUGAAGUUUGUUGAAGAUAAUGUAAUUUAUUAAAUUAAAUUUAAAAAGAAAUCAAUUUCAUGUUACUUUACGUCCAAGACUUCUAAUGUAGUUGAUCAAGCAAGUUGAUAUAUAGUCCUAAUAAAGUCAUGUUACUAUUUUUUACCUUUAACA
This is a messenger RNA of Bactrocera oleae (olive fruit fly), 3568 nucleotides long. Lineage: Eukaryota; Metazoa; Arthropoda; Insecta; Diptera; Tephritidae. The record is from RefSeq and is a predicted model, not a curated record.